Messenger RNA from Vombatus ursinus (common wombat), 2925 nucleotides. RefSeq names its product glutathione peroxidase 7 (gene GPX7). Bases 18 to 632 code for a protein of 204 amino acids. Gene Ontology annotation, biological process: response to oxidative stress. Gene Ontology annotation, molecular function: glutathione peroxidase activity. The record is from RefSeq and is a predicted model, not a curated record. NCBI's taxonomy places the organism in Eukaryota, Metazoa, Chordata, Mammalia, Diprotodontia, Vombatidae. The transcript has 3 exons.
GCGCCCCGAAUUGAGCCAUGCUCGGCCGCCAGACUCCUUGCCGCCCCCUCCCCCUCGUCCCCCUCGUCCCCCUCGUCCCCCUCCUCCUCUUCCUCCUCUUCCUGGCCUCCCCGGCCACUCCGGGGCCCAAGGAGAGUGACUUCUACAACUUCAAGGUGGUCAAUAUCAGGGGCAAGUGGGUGUCCCUGGAGAAGUACCGCGGCUCGGUGUCACUGGUUGUCAAUGUGGCCAGCGAGUGUGGCUAUACAGACCAGCACUACCGAGCUCUUCAGCAGCUGCAGCGAGACCUGGGCCCACACCAUUUCAAUGUGUUGGCCUUUCCUUGCAACCAGUUUGGCCAGCAGGAGCCAGACACCAACAAGGAGAUUGAGAACUUUGCCCGGAAGACCUAUGGAGUCUCCUUCCCUAUGUUCAGCAAGAUCGCUGUCCGUGGUACUGGGGCCAAUGCUGCCUUCAAAUAUCUAAUUGAAUCCUCCGGGGAAGAGCCAACUUGGAAUUUCUGGAAGUACCUAGUAGCCCCGAAUGGAAAAGUGGUGGGAGCCUGGGACUCAACUGUGUCAGUGGAGGAGAUUCGACCCAAGAUCCAUGAGCUUGUGGGGAAACUCAUCCUGGGGAAGAAGGAUGAAUUAUAAUCACUCCUGACUUUCUCCUUGACUUCACAAUGUCAAAUGUGAAUACUAAAUGUGAAUGCCAAAUUUUUUCCCACAGGUGCCUUGCAGGGAGAGAUUCCUCCUUCCUUGCUUUUUAAACCCAGGGAGAAAAACUUAGGCUUUCAGUGAUAUAUUUUCUACUUUUAAUCUAGACAGAACCAAUAAGAACUUGAGACCAAUAAGAACUCAGUAGCUUGUAAGAAUUUGUGGCUAAUAUCUCAGAAUCUCUUCCAAGUUACAACUUGGGACCAAUAAACACUCAGCAGCCUAUAAGAACUAUGGCCAAUAAGAACUCUGGCCAAUAAGAACUCAGCAGCCAAUAAGAACUUGAGAUCAAUGAGAGCCUAAAAGAAUUCAAGAGCCAAUAAGAAUUCUUCAUCAGCCUAUAAGAAGUUGUGGCUACCAAGAUUUCAGUAACUAGUAAGAACUUGGAGACAAUAAGGAUUCAGCAGCCUCUAAGAACUUCUGGUCAGUCAGAGGUCAAGAGGUAAUGAGUACCUGGAGCCAAUAGGAUUCCUCAUCAGCCUGUGAAAACUUGUAGCUAUUAAGUUCUGAGUAACCAAUAAGAACCUGUGAUCAAUAAAAACUCAUCAGUCUAUAAGAACUUGUGGCUACUAAGAUCUCAUGAAACAAUGAGAACUUGUGGCCUUAUCAACCUAUGAGAACUUGUAGCUAAUAAGAUCCCAGUAACCAGUAAAACUUGUGCCCCAUAAGAAGUCCUCAUGCCUAUAAGAACUUGCUAUUAAGGUCUCAGUAACUAAUAAAAACUCAGACCAAUAAGGACUCAGCAACAAGAGAUAAUAAGAUCUCAGUAGCCAAUAAUAACUCAUGGGCAAUAAGGAACUUAUAAACCAAAAAGAACCCUUUAUAUAGCCAAUAAGAACUCUUUGACCAAUCAAACCUCUCUAGCCAAUAAGAACCAUAGUCAAUGGAAACUCACAAUCAAAAAGAACUAACCAACUAGUCAGAAUUCUCUGUCAAUAAGAAGGAACCAACCAACUUCAAAAUGCCUAUGUGAGCAGAGCUGGGAGUAAGUGCCAGAGAGAGUGGGGAAGAGAGGAUGGGAGAUCUUAGUGCCUGUGGGAGGAGGAGGGAGAGAGAAAAGGAGGGGGUGAAGAACCCCAGUAAAUACCAAGCCCCAGGAUGAUUCCCACUACUAAGAAGACCAAACUGGAGCUAAGGAAGCCUGGUGCUAGUCCCAAUUAUGGGCAGGUACAAACUUCCCUCUGUGAUCUUCUAUAGGUUGCUUCCUUCCUCUGAACUUCAUUUUCCCCACCUGUAAAAUAGGGCCCAGUUGCACUAGAUGGUCUCUGAUGUUCCUUCUACUCCUAACUUCCCAAAGAUUCUUGACAGUCCCCCCUUAUCAUGUUCCACCAUAGAGCCAUUGUGGCUACAAAGCAACCUCCUCCCAGGACCUUGCUCCCCUUACAGGAGGGCCCCAGAAGUAGAGGAAGGAGUUUGCCACAUUUGGAGUCCAAUUCAGGACACCCCCCCAUCAUUCACAGUGUGUUAUUGGGUGGGGGAGAGAACCCUGACAACCAUGCAGCUCAAGCCCCUCAGAAUCUCCUCAGAAUUUCUGGGCUGGAAGGACCCUCAGAGACCAUCAGAACCUGAAUAAGUCACUACCAUUGAUGUGGCUGCUGGAGGUUUUCAAUAUGCUUUACCUAUGCAAUCUCAUUGGAUUUAGUCCACCCUAUACCUGACCAGGAAUCCCUUCUCUAACUUCCCUGACAAGUAGGAUUUUACAGAGGAGGAAACGAGCCCAGAGAGGAAAAGUGCCUUGACCAAGGUCACACAGCAAAUCAGGCCGAGCCAGAAUUAGACCCCAGAUCUUCUGUUUCCCUCUUCGGGGCAGUGACCUAACCCUGCUCACCUUUCACCAACUCAGUUCAUGAAGAGGUGAGCUGAUUCAUUAGCAUGGUUAGCAGCUAUUCUUGCCUUUUUAGAGGGGGAUGAGCAGGAAGAAACUGGGGGCUGUAGGGGGAAAGAGGUUUGGGCCAGGUCACACAGUGAGUCAGGAGGACAGAGAGGUCUAUCAAUGCCUAGCAUCUUUCAUGAUAAUCUCUAACACCGCCCUCCCUAAUCCCUUAACAAUAAAUUAAGCGCUACCUGUCCGUAGCCAUGGCCACCCUGACGUGCCUGGAGCAGAGGACCCACCUGCCUGCCUGACUGUGGGGCCCAGCUCCUUCUUGGUGCUGAUUUUAUCCUCAGUGAUGACUCACUCCAUGUAUGCAAACACAUCCAUUUUGAUAAUAAAGGUAUAUGGAAAACAAAA